AUGGUACAUCUCUCAGCCAGGACCGGACUGUGCUAUUUACUGCUCUUUCUACUCACACUCACUCCAGCACAAAGUUCAGCCCCUGGCUCCAGCAAUACCGGGGCGCCAGCUACUACCCACCAUGGGGUCACCCCUGCAGAAACACGGCUGCCAGUCUUUACCCUGGAUUACCCCCAUGUUCAGAUCCCCUUUGAGAUCACACUUUGGAUCUUGCUGGCUUCCUUGGCAAAGAUCGGAUUCCAUCUUUACCACAAGCUGCCCGCUAUAGUCCCAGAGAGCUGUCUCCUUAUCUUGGUUGGAUUACUUCUUGGUGGAAUUAUAUUUGCAGUAAAUGAGAAGUCUCCUCCAGCAAUGAAGACGGAUGUCUUUUUCCUGUAUCUUCUGCCUCCGAUUGUGCUUGACGCAGGUUACUUUCUCCCCACACGCCCCUUUUUUGACAAUGUGGGCACAAUAUUCUGGUAUGCAGUGGUAGGCACACUUUGGAAUGCCAUUGGAAUUGGGAUAUCACUUUUUGGAAUAUGUCAAAUAGAGGCCUUUGGGCUGUUAAACAUUUCAUUGCUACAGUGCUUGCUAUUUGGUAGCUUAAUAUCGGCUGUCGAUCCAGUGGCAGUUUUGGCUGUUUUUGAAAAUAUCCAUGUCAAUGAACAACUGUACAUUUUAGUAUUUGGGGAAUCCUUGUUGAAUGAUGCUAUCACUGUGGUGCUGUAUAAUUUAUUCAAAUCAUUUUGUGAGAUGAGGACAAUUGAGACGGUGGAUGUCUUUUCUGGAAUGGCGAGUUUCUUUGUGGUGGGAAUAGGUGGAGUUUUAAUUGGAGUUAUUUUUGGAUUUGUAGCUGCCUUCACCACCCGCUUCACACGCAAUAUCCGUGUGAUUGAGCCUCUUUUUGUUUUUCUGUACAGCUACUUGUCAUACUUAACUGCCGAAAUGUUCCACCUUUCAGGUAUUAUGGCCAUUACAACAUGCGCCAUGUCUAUGAAUAAGUAUGUGGAAGAGAAUGUGUCCCAGAAAUCCUACACUACCAUCAAAUACUUCAUGAAGAUGCUGAGCAGUGUCAGUGAAACCUUGAUCUUUAUCUUCAUGGGUGUGUCCACAGUCGGAAGAAACCACGAAUGGAACUGGGCCUUUGUGUGUUUCACAUUGUUCUUCUGUUUAGCAUGGCGUGCAAUGGGUGUAUUUGUUCUGACUCUGAUAAUCAACCGAUUCCGCACAAUAACGUUGACUACAAAAGACCAGUUCAUCAUUGCAUAUGGAGGGCUUCGGGGUGCAAUAUGUUUUUCACUGGUCUUCCUCCUCCCUGAUUCUUCUGUAUUUCCAAGAAAGAAUCUCUUUAUUACCUCAGCAAUUGUGGUGAUUUUUUUCACAGUUUUCAUUCAGGGUACUACCAUUCGUCCACUGGUAGAAAUUCUAAAUGUGAAGAAGGCAAAUAAAAAGCAGCAGAUGAUCAGUGAUGAAAUCCAUAGCCGGUUUUUAGAUCACACAAAGGCAGGCAUUGAGGAUGUAUGUGGCCACUGGGGACACAACUACUGCAAAGACAAGUUUAAGCAAUUUGAUGAAAAAUAUCUGCGUAGACUACUGAUACGAGACAAUGAGCCAAAAUCAAGCAUUGUGUCAUUAUAUAAAAAGCUGGAAAUCAAGCAAGCCAUCGAGAUGGCAGAAUCUGGCAUGAGUAGGGACCCAUCUUUGUCAUCACUGGGAACAUAUGAAAAGAAUAAAGUGAAAGCUCUUUCCCCAACUGACGUUAAUGAAAUGCGAGAUGUCUUAUCAAGAAACCUCUAUCAGAUACGUCAACGGACGCUCUCCUAUAAUCGGCACAAUCUUGCAAGUGGGACCAGUGAAAAACAAGCUAAGGAAAUCCUGAUCCGCCGUCGGCACACCAUAAGAGAGAGUUUGAGGAAGCAUAAUAGUCUUAUAACAAGGAACAGAGCGGCUACUGCUCAUCAGGCCCGGUAUUUGUCUCUUCCUGGACACACAAAACUUUCUGAAAAAGCAAGAGGAAAAAAUACAACUUCUUUUAGAGUAGGGGACAGUGAUUCUGAUGGUGGUUCCUCCAGCCAGGAGUUAAAUUUCUACCCCAGAGCCAAAGACAUCUUGCGGAAUGAUAGGCAAAAACGUGCUCCGUUUAACAACAGGCUAGAGUGGACUGAUGAGAGGCUAAAUAGUAAGACUAAGGAAUCCAGUUCAGUAGAUGGCUUACCCCUGCAAAGAGGGAAACCACUAAUACCCAAACCAAGGUUUGGAACCUUGAGAGAGGACAGAGGGCCAUUCGAAGAAAGUAGCACUCCAGUUCCACCCCCAAGAAGUAGACAUUCUUUGGAACGUGAAAUUCAGAAGAAGAGACGUGGAGAAACAAGACCUGAUCCUCGAUCACCAAAAUAG
Messenger RNA from Nanorana parkeri, 2376 nucleotides. RefSeq names its product sodium/hydrogen exchanger 2-like. Gene Ontology annotation, cellular component: membrane. The transcript is spliced from 12 exons. Gene Ontology annotation, biological process: regulation of pH; sodium ion transport; proton transmembrane transport. Bases 1 to 2376 code for a protein of 791 amino acids. NCBI's taxonomy places the organism in Eukaryota, Metazoa, Chordata, Amphibia, Anura, Dicroglossidae. The record is from RefSeq and is a predicted model, not a curated record. Gene Ontology annotation, molecular function: sodium:proton antiporter activity.